Molecule: messenger RNA, 285 nt
Organism: Lactuca virosa
Lineage: Eukaryota; Viridiplantae; Streptophyta; Magnoliopsida; Asterales; Asteraceae
Source: the annotation of a GenBank genome assembly
AUGGUAAUGGGAUCUCCACUAGAAGAUGCUCUUCGUCUUGCUCAAAGAUAUGAUAGAAUGAGACAAGAGGCUGAAGUACAGGCUGUUGAAGUUUCUAAAAGACAAGCAAGAGUAAAAGAAGGAACAUGGAAUCCAGACAUCCUUAUGAAACUUGAUCUGAAAUCCAACAUGGCAAUUUUGGGAAGAGAAGUUGCAUCAGUAAUGGCUGCUGUUGCAGAUCUGAUCGGAAACAAGGUCAAUCAAUGGAGACGGAACGGAGGCGAAGGCGAUCAACUGAUGGGGUGA